Molecule: messenger RNA, 381 nt
Organism: Talaromyces rugulosus
Lineage: Eukaryota; Fungi; Ascomycota; Eurotiomycetes; Eurotiales; Trichocomaceae
Exons: 2
Coding region: 1-381 (126 amino acids)
Cellular component (GO): fungal-type vacuole membrane; vacuolar transporter chaperone complex
Source: RefSeq, a predicted model, not a curated record
AUGUCUUCGCAGCCCCUCCUUCAGACUGCUCCCGGCAAGCGCAUCGCCCUCCCCACUCGUGUUGAGCCCAAGGUCUUCUUCGCCAAUGAACGAACCUUCCUCUCAUGGCUGAACUUCACCGUCAUCCUCGGCGGCCUCGCUAUCGGCCUUUUGAAUUUCGGCGACCGCGUCGGCCGCAUCUCGGCCGGCUUGUUCACCAUCAUCGCCAUGGCCGCCAUGAUUUAUGCGCUUUUUACCUUUCAUUGGAGAGCGCAGAGUAUACGGAAGCGUGGACAGAGCGGGUUUGAUGACCGCUUUGGACCAUCGGUGCUUGCUGUCGCCUUGCUGGCGGCUGUUAUUGUCAACUUUAUUCUCAGAAUUCGGGAAUCGGGCCGAUCGUGA